Molecule: messenger RNA, 1209 nt
Organism: Gordionus sp. m RMFG-2023
Lineage: Eukaryota; Metazoa; Nematomorpha; Gordioida; Chordodea; Parachordodidae
Product: malate dehydrogenase, cytoplasmic-like
Exons: 6
Coding region: 30-1034 (334 amino acids)
Biological process (GO): tricarboxylic acid cycle; malate metabolic process; oxaloacetate metabolic process
Cellular component (GO): mitochondrion; cytosol
Molecular function (GO): L-malate dehydrogenase (NAD+) activity
Source: RefSeq, a predicted model, not a curated record
UGAUUAUUGCAUCUAUUCAAAUUGACCACAUGACUAGCAUAAGAGUAUUAGUAACAGGUGCAGCUGGUCAAAUAGCGUAUUCACUAUUGUAUUCAAUUGCUAAAGGGGAUGUUUUUGGAUCGAAUCAAACCCUCGAUUUAGUAAUGCUUGAUAUUAAACCUAUGAUGAGUGUCCUGAAUGGAGUUUUAAUGGAAUUACAAGAUUGUGCUUUUCCUAAUAUUAAAGAGUUGAUAGCUACUGAUUUGGAAGAAGCAGCAUUUAAAGAUAUUGAUGUAGCCUUUCUUGUAGGAUCUAUGCCAAGAAAAGAAGGGAUGGAAAGAAAAGAAUUGUUAAAAAUAAAUGGCAAAAUUUUUCAAUCACAAGGUGUAGCAUUAGAUAAAUAUGCAAAAAAAAAUGUUAAGAUAUUAGUAGUUGGUAAUCCAGCAAACACUAAUGCUAUGAUAUGUGCAAAGUUUGCUCCUUCAAUACCUAAGGAAAAUUUUACAGCAAUGACACGUCUUGAUCAAAAUAGAGCUACUGCAUUUGUAUCUGGCAAACUUAAUAUCCUGGCUUCUCAAGUUAAAAAUGUUGUAAUUUGGGGAAAUCACUCCUCAACUCAGUACCCUUGUAUUGAUUCGGCAGAAAUAUUAUUAGGUGAAGCCUAUCAACCUGCUAGAGAGGCAUUGAAAGAUCAAUCAAAUUGGAUUGAGAAUGAUUUUAUUAAGUUGGUUCAACAAAGAGGUGCAGCUAUUAUUAGUGCAAGAAAAUUAUCAAGUGCAAUGUCUGCUGCCAAGGCAGCUUGUGAUCACAUGAGAGAUUGGUGGUUUGGAACUAAAAAGGGGGUAAUAGUGUCAAUGGCUGUAUUGUCAGAUGGUGAUCAUUAUUCUAUACCCAAAGGAAUAUGUUACAGUUUCCCUGUGACAAUAGAUGAAAAUAAACAUUGGAAAAUAGUUGAUGGGUUGCCUAUAACAGAAUUUUCUCAUGGUAAAAUGGAUUUGUCUGCUAAAGAGCUUAUGGAAGAAAGAAAUGAUGCUUUGUCUUUUAUUAAAGAUUGAUAACUUUUAAUAAAACUCAAAAUUAAUGAUUGCACUUAUACAUAAAUUAUAUUUUGCUGUGGUUCUGAUAAUUGUGAUUAGGUGUCAAAGAAACAAUCAUUAAAACAUUUUAUUUAAAUAUUUAAUAAAUAUAUUUGAUUAAAAUUAUAUUUAAAAAAAAUAUUUUUCUUUUUUU